Messenger RNA from Mugil cephalus (flathead mullet), 10840 nucleotides. RefSeq names its product LIM domain containing preferred translocation partner in lipoma. Gene Ontology annotation, cellular component: focal adhesion; stress fiber. NCBI's taxonomy places the organism in Eukaryota, Metazoa, Chordata, Actinopteri, Mugiliformes, Mugilidae. Bases 4490 to 6184 code for a protein of 564 amino acids. Gene Ontology annotation, biological process: cell-cell adhesion. The transcript has 12 exons. The record is from RefSeq and is a predicted model, not a curated record.
AUCUAAACUGUUCCAGGGUGUCUUUGUGAAAUCAGCUUUAAGAGUGGAAGAAGAAUCACUGGCGGGCCCAUUAAAAAAUUGCCAGUGUACACACUUGCAAAUAAGCUGUCACACAUUACAAAUGAGAUUACCUUUUUCAGUUUGCCCUGGAACUUUGAGAUGAGGGGAUGCAUGGGUAAGACACUAAAAUAGAGCAAAUCGUUUGGUUUUUAUCAGCGUGCUCGAUCUGCAAGUGCUGUUUAUGCUUUCUUCAUGCGCGGUGAAAAAAAUAUAUAUAUUCACAGCUUGAAGCACAAUGUAAUCAGUUGCAGUGGAGUAAGAAUUAUCGUUGAAAAGAUAUGGCUCCGAGAGAAUGACUCCAUUUUACAUUUGGCCUCUAAAACAAAUUUCUUUUAAAUAGUUUCCUCACCGCACCUCGUGGUGAAUUAUUAAUUGUAUCGUUCACCUCAUCAGACUCACUUCUGGAGGAGAUAAGACCAGCCAUAACUGAAUGUAUUGGCGUGAACAAACACAGGGGACACACAAUGCGGGCAUUAUGAGCGACAAUGCUGUGAUACAGCUACGAGAACAGGGGAAACAGCAGUUAUCGUAUUUGCAUGCAAUCACACACAUGCAAACUAAUUGUGUAGUUUGCACGCCAGAGAUCACUGGGGUCAGGUGAAGCUCACAUGAAGCGACCGCUUUGUUGAACUUCUGACAGUGGAUCGCUCGCGUCGAACAUCAGAGGGGUUUUGAGCUUUCACCGACGCGGCGCCACGGAGCGUCUUGAAAUUCAAGUGAGACGGAGGAUAACGAGUGCUCAGUCAUUAUAAACCAGAAUAUGCCGGAGUGUUUUUCAAAUAAAUAAUAUUUAAUGGAAUGUUUCACCAAAAAUGAGGCAUGAUAUUGAUUGGAGGCCUUUGAUUUUUUUACAACGGACUUCUUGCAAGGAAACCUGGUACUAAUAAAUAAAGAGUGUCCUUAAUACUAUAGGGACUCAUGUGAAAUACAUGUGAAUACUGUAUGCAGCAGAACCACCAUUAAGUUAUCUAUUCACCAGCUCUGCUGAUUAAGUGGAGGAAUGUAAUGGAAGUACUAGCAAAUUAAGUGUAGUGAAACUAGGUAAGGACUUCUGCAUGUGCUGUUGUGGUACACUAGUGUUCCACAAUUGAGUGCACAUCACAGGGUGAAAGUCCACAGAGAUUUUGGCGAAUAACCAACCACAACCUGUACUGAUGUUUUACCCAAUUUUAUCAUGAACAGUGGGUCAAAUGACUCUUUGUUUUGUUGAUAGUAGCACCCAGAGCAACCUUCUGUCCUAGAAAUGACAUUAACACAAAAAUAAACUGCGACAGCGGAAAUAAUCUGUAUUGUGUUUUAUUUUAACAGAAUGACAAACAUUUAGUUCAUUGACAGAUUUGUACAAUACAUGUAUCAGCAGCAUGUUUCCUUCAACAAUAUUCCAUAAUUGCAUAAUCUUAAACAAAGUUCCUGAAUCUGGAUGCUAGUUCCAACUUUUUGAUGUUCAAGCUAGAUCGGUGUGCUUUGGUAACCCACUAUCCACCCCGACCUCCUCCACAUAGAGUAUGACGUCUCAUCUACUCUGAAAUUAAUAAAAUGUUUUUUUGGGUACAGGAUUCCACACAGAGGAAAUCUGUUUCACAUUCAGACAUGAAUUAAAUCUGUAUUGCAUUUAGGAGAGCCAAUGGCCACUUUAUGGAAGCUGUUGUUAUUAUUUACCAUAGUCAGAUGGUGUUGUGUGAAAAUGGUCUUAUUGCCAAACUGUUUGUAUUCCAACUCCUUGUUUUGGUUCGUCAGCUCCCAAAUGUGAGGUCUUUUGAAUUGGUGGAGCACAAACUUGGCAUGUGAAUACUGAGCACAUUCGAUAUUAUCUAUCCAUGAACACCACCCCAGCUAUGUAUAAAUGCUGGUCCGUGUUUCCUUGACAUGGACAGCAUGUACCAUAUAUAUAUAUAUUCGCUUCUCAAAGUUAGACCACUCAUGUUUUAAUUGGUUUAAGUUGGAGAAUGGCAAAUGAUAGUUAUAUACUACAUUCAAAAGAGCCCACUAUAACAUUUAGCUGCUUCAGUUUCAUGGUCGCUGGCUUGUUGUGACAGCGAGGGCUCCCUGGAUACUUGAGUAAAGUGGAACCAUCCUUACCUUUAUUACCAACACCAAUAUAUUUCCUCAUAUGACAACUCCUUAUCUCUGCUGCUGAGGUAAAAAAUAUGUUUAUUCGGUGCAGAAUGUACGUAGUGUAUGUAAUGUACUCCUUGUGUAUGACAAAAACACACAUACAGUUAGUGCCAUUGUCCAACCACUUGUGGAGGUCAUUCUAAUACUUAAACCAUGAAGUAUGGAAAAUCCUCCAUAUAUUGCUGACUAUGACUGUGACGAGAGCACACGCGGUGAGGCCUGGCGGAAGCGUGUGGGGCAUGCAUGCAUGCAAAUCUCACAAAUCAUGAUGACAGGGGAAAGAAAUUUACAAGUGAAUCUAAUAAAGCGAGAAACAAAUGAAUAACGUUCAACCAGUAGUUAAGUCGAACACUUUGUUCUAGUGCUACUUAAUAGAGACAGAGUGCAGUUACAGAGUCACAUUGGGUUUAUAUACCUUCACCAGUACUGUCUGCUAUUAAAUAUCAUACUUUAAUGUAGGCUGUGGUGCGUAAUAUUCAAACAUAUUUCAGAAAUAGUAAUUACAAAAAAAAGGCAUGAAGUUGCACACUCACUUGCAAGUUUAUAUGUACACCAAUGAAAACAAAUCCAUUCUAAUAUAAUAGUUCUGCUCUAAAUCUCGUCUUCGUGAAGGUUAUGGUGUUCAGCAUUAGUUUAAAAUAACUGAUAGAGCUGCUGAUUCAACUGUGUUUUCAUUGUGGAGGCUGUGGUUUGUACUGUUUGUAUUGUUUUGACUAAUCCAUUUUAGUCAGUGGGUUAACCUAAAUGACAGAAGCACUUUAGUGUUAAAUUCAAUCCAGUUGAACAGCGCCACAAACUACAUUCUCCAAAUUCAUCGUCCAGUUGAAUCACCACCUUUCCGACGCCGUUUCAGCAUAAAGUGAACAUUAGAACAGUGCAGGACUGUGAUAUUGGAAUCGUUACUUUCCGCAGGGUGUACCUAAUGAACUGGCAAGUGAGCGUACAGAGGAGUUCAUGAGUGCUUUCUCACUGUUCCAGAAGAUAGAUAGUGCAUGACAGGACAUGCACGUAAAGUUUUGAAUUUGAAUCUGCUCAGAUUAUGACAUGUGGCAAUUCACACUUCACCGGAUGAGUGCUCCAAGUUAGCGCUGAGAACACUCAGCGGGCUGCUUCCUUUUUAGCCAGCACCUUGCAUGUACACAGGCCCUUUGUUCGACCAUGCUGAGCAAAGACGCCUGGCAAGUGCUCCUCCUCUCUGUGCAGACCUUUUAACAGUGCAAAGUUUGUGAUGCACGCAAAAAGAAGUAAAAAUAAAGAAGCAAAGUGUUAAAAUAAAGUGAAUAAUCACUGUGCUGUUUAAGUAGCAUUUUUAAAGAUGUCCACCGGUGGUGUUUUUGCAUGUGUAUGUUAUGAUAUUUUUUAGUUGUUAUGGCAUUUAUUUGGAUGAGGGCAGAGUCGUGGUUCAGGCAGUUGACGUGCAUGUCAUCAGGCCUUCCUGGGCUCCAGCAUGCAUGCCUGUGGGCCGCAGUGUUUUGGCCUGCUGCCUUACAUGGGCAAACCUCUCCACUGACGGAGACGGCUGGAAUUUCACCGCGUGACGUCACUGCCUACAACUCUCCCAGAAUUUGGACCAAGAAGUUUCACUUUUUUUUGGUGGGACUUCUUCAAACCUCUGCAAUAUUUCCUAGAAAGCGAGGUAAGCGAAACCGUCCACCUCACUCUAAAUGCUCGGGACACACCGGCGGCGCCCGUCCGUGGAGUGCCGAGAACUUUAAUGCGCGACUGUAUAUGAAACUGAUAGUUUUUGUUGUUGUUGUUGUUUUUUUUUUUUUAAAUUAUCGAAGCAGGGGCUCGCCUUUUUUUUUUUUUAGUUUGCUUGGCCUCGUUGGGAUGUUAUAUGAUUUUUUUUUUCUACUGUAGCGGCUCGGACCGAGUACACAAUGAGGGCGUGGACUCGACGCCGUGGCCGUGGCCGGUAGGAAUGUUAACACGGGGAUACUAACGAAGCUAAGUUGUCGCUAGCCUGCGCUGAGCCACAUCCUCGGUCAUGCGUGGAAAAUAUCAGACAGUGUCGAGCCGUCAACUUUUGCUAAACGGGUCUCGGGGCGUCUCUGGGGAGGAGGGGGGUUUCUGUUUUUAGCCGAGUGGUCCGCUGCUGAGCAAUGCGGAAGACAAGGCUGUCACCGGAGGGACAUGAGAGCCCCUGUCCGCGGAGAAAUAUGUCGCAGUUUUGUCGGUUAAAUACGAAACUGUCGGCUAGUUUGGUCGGAUUUCAACAUACAGUAAAAGGCUUCAGCUGUCUUCUAGAAAAUCCAGAGAGCCAACGAGGAGAAAAGGCGUCUGAUCUAUUCCCCACCAUCACUAAUUUAGAACCAUGUGGAACCCAGCGAACGGUAACGAUCAGACGGGACAAGUGGCUGCCAGGAUGGAGACUACUCCGUCCCUGGGCAACGCCAGCAUCUCCAUCUCCCAGCAGCAGUCACCCAAGAAAUUUGCCCCUGUGGUCGCACCCAAGCCCAAGUUCAACCCUUACAAACAAGCGGGAGAAGCGGACUACCUCCCCCCGCCGCCACCUGCCGAAGAGUCGACCGGUUUCCCGUCAUCCCCUGGUUCCUUCCCUUCUCCGCCGCCGGGGAACUCGUAUGAUUUUCAGAUAAAAGGACCAGAGAAGACUCUGGAAGAGAGGCGCUCCAGCCUGGAUGCAGAGAUCGACUCCCUCACAAGCAUCUUGGCCGACCUGGAGAGCAGCUCGCCCUACAAGCCACGAAGCGCACAAAAUUCUGGGUCCUCAGCAGGCUCCACCCCCAACGCCCCAGUGACUGGCUACAAGCGUAUGGUCAUUCCGACGCAACCACCUCUCACUGCAACCAAGAAGUCUACACCCAAACCUCAGGCCCCUGGUGGAGUGUCCUCUAUCUCCCCUUCCUCCCCCAGCCCGGUGGCCAAGCCUCAAAGCCACAUGGCUCCUCAGCCUGUGCCAGCCUCUUACGCUACAGCAUCCACUCCAAGCCAGCCCACCUUCAACGUCCAGGUGAGGUCGGCCCAGCCCGGCCCCCAGCAUCAAGCCCCCGGUGGGCACCACUUUGGCCAGCAGCCCAUUCGCAGCCCUGCACAGGUGCAGUACAUGCCCGCCCAGCCUAAAGGUCCUGACUUUGCUUAUGGCCCACCACAGCCUGGCUUCUCUCCAAUGGCACAGGGUGCCUAUCAAGAACAGCACCACCCUGGAGUACCCCAAGUAGGUGGAAUAAGCUCCCGAAGACCUGACCCUGUUCCUGCCCAGGCAUACCAACCUUCAGGCCCCAAGAAGACCUAUAUCACAGAUGUGCCUCCAGGCUUGGCUCCAUACAUGUCUGGACCAGCUGUUCCACCAAAGGGCAUCGCUCCCUCAGCCCACCCUGAAGAUGAGCUCGAACGCCUGACCAAGAAGAUGCUGUUUGACAUGGACAACCCUCCGUCUGAGGAAUAUUUCGGGCGCUGUGCCAGCUGUGGAGAGAACGUAGUGGGUGAAGGCACCGGCUGCACCGCCAUGGACCAGGUCUUCCAUGUCGACUGCUUCGUCUGCAUGACCUGCAGCACCAAGCUGCGUGGCAAGCCCUUCUACGCUGUGGAGAAGAAGGCGUACUGUGAGCCCUGCUACAUCAACACCCUUGAGACCUGCACCAUCUGCAGUAAGCCUAUCAUGGAGCGCAUCCUGCGGGCCACGGGGAAAGCCUAUCACCCUCACUGCUUCACCUGCGUGGUGUGUCACCGCAGUCUGGACGGCAUCCCUUUCACCGUGGACGCUUCCAACCACAUCCACUGCAUCGAGGACUUUCACAAGAAGUUUGCCCCACGCUGCUGUGUGUGCUCUGAGCCUAUAAUGCCGGCACCCGGUCAGGAGGAGACUGUUCGUAUCGUGGCCCUGGACCGUGACUUCCACGUGCAGUGUUACCGCUGCGAGGACUGUGGCUCUCUCCUCUCAGAGGGGGAUAACCAGGGCUGCUACCCACUAGACGGACAUGUCCUCUGCAAAAACUGUAACACCAACCGCAUCCAGGCCCUCACCGCCAAGGCCACCACUGACCUCUGAACAGCCCGCCAGCCGGUCACCUCCACUGUGAUAACCCAACACUCGCUCUCUUUCUUUCCUUUGCAAGCGUACCCAUCCACAGAAGCCUGCAUUCCUCAGCAUAUACACACAAACACACACACACACACAUAUAUAUAAAUAUAUAUCCCUACAUAUGUAUCCAUCUUCAGUAUCAAGAAACAGCAUCACGUGUUCACCGGCUUACGUGUAACUAUUUACUCGGUACAAUCACUGCAGAAGAGGCCGUGUUAUUUAACUGUAGGGUUCUUUUAUAUAAGGAAUGGUCCAACAUUUUGGCAUAUUUCCUUGUAGCACUUCACCAGGAACACUGCUGGGCAAAAUGGAGAAGAUCUAUGUCACUUUCACGUCUGUACCCUAAAUAUGAAGCUGCAGCUAGCUAGCUUAGCUUAGCAUCAAGUUAAGAAGAAGGGCUUAGUCAAUAAUAUAUUAUAUGUUUUUUGUUGAAGAAAUCCGAAGCUAACAUGCUCACUCUCAAGCCUUUAUUCAUAUAUCCCAACUGUUGCUUUAAAUAGUCACUCCAGGUCCUUCAGUCAACAGUGACAGGAUGCAUCAUCACCCACUUUUAUUCUCUCAUACCUUAAUUAUCAUCCACAUGGAUCUUCCAGUCACGCCGUACGUGCAGGAAUUUACUCAUAUUUUCCUCGCUGGCUGGUUCCUGUAAUUUCAAUUAUAGCCCAACUCCACCAGAACUUGCAGAAUGUUUUGGACACAUCUACCCUGCAGACAAAAUCACGGGUAGAUGUGUGCAUGACUGUAGUUAUAUUUAGAAAAACCAUGCAUUGUUUAUUCUGUUCUGCAAAUCCACCAACGGUAAAUACACAGAUGAGGAUACACACCGGAGACCAUAAUUGUAAAACAGUUCUGCAUAACUGAACGCCAAAGAAGUUAAUUCAAACUGCCAUACUUCCUGUGUAUUUAUUCUGUAACUAUACUAAACACAAUUUACAGUGAUUGGGACCACGGGAACUUCAAACAGUAAUUCCCACAGUCAAGAAACAAAUCCUCAACAAGCAGCUGUUGGAUGAAAUUCACUUUUCGAUACGUAAUUUUCUUUCUACUUUCCAGCCGAGUUUUCUUUGAUAUAUACAGUGUAUGCGGUGGAUAUUAGUUUCAAUUGGGCUGAGCAGUAGAAUCACGAUAUUCCAUUCAUAUAGGUACACAUCCUUAGAUUUCACUUUAAUUAUGUUUUUUUUUUAUGUAACUUCCCCCCAUUUGCCAAGUCAUAGAUUAGAUAAGUGAAUUUACUGUAAGCAGUCUGGCAGAGACGAGGAAUAUUACAUGGCUAUGCAAUUUUUAAUGCAUUGCAUUGACACUUUAUUAGUAAUUUUAUGAAUAAGGAAAUAUUUUACCUGUACAGAUUCAAUCAUAAGUGUCCUUAUAGUAACCCUUUAAUCCAAACAAUGCUGUUGGUACUGUGUGACUAUGUGUGUCCCUGUGCUUUGAGUCAGUAUUGAUUGCACCAAUGACAGUCAUCUUUUAGAUUUAGCGUGUGUUUAAAGUUCAUGGGUGAAGAAGGGACAAUGAGAGUUUCUCUAAAAUUGAUUUUAUUAUAUAUUAAAGAAUUAUAGACCAGUAGUUUUAUAGUUUAAUCCGUUCAAUGUAAGACUAGACUCCUGAUGAGGAGUUAAAGGUACCCUGUGGAGUUCUUAACCACCGGAGGCACUGUGGAGCAAUGUUUUAAUGUGUCCCCUUGAAGUUUGAGAUACAAAUCAACAACAAAGUGCAACUUCAUGUUGUCUGCAACUGCAAAAUGACACAAUAUGAUGACAAAGAGACUACAAAGACGUACAAAAUGACACAAAACAGCUACAGAGACGUGUAGAGCAACUUGAAAGUGACCACAGACACGCAGAAUGACUACAGUUAUAAAACAACUGCAAAGUGGUACAAAAUAUCUACAAGGAGACAUAAAACAAAAUCAAAAUCGCCACCACAAAUUGAUGCAAAACAGUCGCAUGACCACUAGAAUGACGCUCAAGAUGUUAUCAAAGGCCUGCAGCUGAUUUUCUGUAGACAUCUUUAAUUAAAAAAAGGAGAUGAGAUCAACAAGUUGGACUUUGGGAAGAAACUCUUUAUUUGUAUGGAAGAAACUCCACAUGGUACCUUUAAAUUACGACAAUGUAAUAAAUAAGUAUUAAGUAGUAAAGUUUAGCCAAUGUAUUAGCUGAAUUAGUUUACACUUGACCACAUCACACAAGGCAGAGUAUUUGUCGAGCCUCAUUUAUGGAAGUCUUUGAGUGUGGACGGUUACAUAACGAACAAAGCAAUCGUUGUUUUCUGAAAAUUAGCUUUUACGUAUCUUUACUGUUUUUUCUCGCACAUUCAAUAGUUGUGCUUAACAGCAAGUGAUCACACAGACAACAAAUAUCUAUAUACUCUACCUGUUGUUAGUUCGGUUUCAGCAAAUCAAGUCGUGAUCAAGUUGGGGCAAUCUUUUAACCAGGGCAAAAUUACUUUGUAAAUAACUGUGCUGUUAAGUCUACCCGACUGUGGCUGGGCCAGAUAUUUGACCUAAGAAUAGACUAAAGUUUCUCUUUGAAACGACUCUUUAAAGGUGAGAAGGGGGGCAGGUAGUAUUUGGCUGCAGACACAGUCAGCAUUCACUCGCAAACAUGCCUCAAGCAGGAAAGGAGCCAAAAGUUAAACCAUCCUAAACUCUUAAAUGCCCCCUGGAAUUUUUCCAUCGUUAUUUGGAGCGUAACGUUAUAUCAUCGACACCCGGUUCAUUGGUCACAUACGAAAACACAAAAGAUGACACAUUUUACGAAAGUUCAGCAAGAAGUAAGCACGAUAUGCAAAUUUGUAACAUGAAGUCAUUUUUAAAUGGCAACAGUGCCACAAAAGCUUUUGGGAACAGUUUAUGAUUUCAAGCAUCAUUUAGUGUAUAACUUAGUUCCGUUGUUUGAAGAUGAUUAAAAUAAGAAGACAUUUAUACACAGUGUAUGCAUCGUUAUUAUUUUAUGCGUUGUUGCUCACAUGGAUGUUGCUGGGGAUCGAGCCAAGUUGACAUCUUAUGUUGGCUGGAUGUCAGAGACGGCUGUGUUAAAGGUUCACCAACAACAGAUUAGGAAAACAAAAGAGAACUGACUUAACAGGAAGCAAAUAUAAAAUAAUUAAAAACAAAACUGGACCUAUUAUUUUAAAGCUGAGUGUCUCCAGUUUAAAAGCUGUUGAGCUGAUCAGUGGGUCUUUUUGCUUCAGUCUCUCCGAUGGUUUUAGAUCUUCACACGUGACCAGUUCAGUGUUGAGUCAGUGUUGUUGGUGUUUUCCUUCAUUAGAGGCACACAGUGAUUGUGUCGUACCGAUAUCUUCAUCUGUAGGAUGUCAAAAUCCUACAGCAGCCUCUUACUGUUCACUUCUAUUAAAUCCUACAAGAUGUCCAAUAAAUGUACCAGUUAACGAUAAAACAGUUUGUGUGGUACAUCAUACGUCCGUGUUUGAUAACAUUUGACAAAGGCAUUUGUAAGUAACACUAGGUUUUGCGGCAGUUUAGUUAAAGGAAGUUUAUGCUUUUGAUUAAAACGCCAUUAAUCAGAAAGCAUUUGAGGGUUUUUUUAGGUUCACACAGUAUACAAGAAAAUUAAAAGCUGUAUUUAUGAAUAUUUUUGUAUCAACACUAGAUUAAAUAACAGUCCACAGUUGUAGCUAACAUUGAUAAACACAGAUAUUUAUCACCACCCUACUCUACGAGGUGUUUUAGUACCUUUCAUCUCACUGAUACACUAUACAGCCUAAAACUUCAGCCCACCAGUCCAGCAAACCUCAGUUUUCAGUAAAACAGCUCUGAUAAACCUAUUGUACUUGACCAACAAAGUUAAACAGCCAUUUAUUUUCUGAGCAAUAUUUCUGUCAAGAAACCGAAAUCGGAUCAAAUCUGAUUUGUGCUAUCAUGUUAGCCACAUUAAGAUCAAAUAGAAAUUAGCGUGGAAAUGCUAACAAGUGUUUUAUUACAAGAGCUACGAUCUUCUCAACAGGGAGUAAACAAAUUGUAUUAGUGGUUGUGAAUGAGUUUUGCUCUUUUUUUUUUCCUAAACGUACAUUUAAGUGUUUCAGAAUUUUAUUAUAGGCUUAUUAGCACAUGUUUUCUACAAAGCGAACCCCGGUCGGGUCAGAGAUGAGUCUCUGCUGCAGAAUCUCUGUUGAUGAAUCUGGACAGUCUCUGGACACAUCAAACGUCUCUGUGGGAGUUUAAAUAACACGGAUCCGCUGAUAAAACCUUGAUGUUACAAGUGCAAAGAGAUGUUCAAUGAUUCUUUUAUUUGUUCUGUGUAUUUUGUUGCCUUCUGUCUUUGUUCUGCCCUUGUUUGUGUAAAGUGCCUUUGGCUGAGAAGUAUUGAAUCAUUAUACUGUGGCUGUGUAAUUCAUAUUUCACCGUGCCUCAAAGAUGUUGCCUUGUUUACUUGUCUUUACCAAAGUAAAUAAAGAGGAUCCCUUUUUGUUUGGACCAACUCUGAAUCCACACAGUAGACGUUUCCAUCAGGUACGGUGCAUAAGGCUGCAGCAGCUUGGUUUUAAGAGCCUGAGACGCUGUUAAAGUAAAGCAUCUGUUCUUGAUCUUUGGAAGAUGCAUAAUAUAGUCUCGUGUUUUUUUGUUUUUUUUUCUUCCUUUCCUCAAUAAAAGCUUUUGCCAUAGCA